This is a messenger RNA of Parasteatoda tepidariorum (common house spider), 8640 nucleotides long. It is a transcript of the gene RhoGAP68F, whose product is annotated as Rho GTPase activating protein at 68F. Gene Ontology annotation, biological process: negative regulation of endocytic recycling; small GTPase-mediated signal transduction. Lineage: Eukaryota; Metazoa; Arthropoda; Arachnida; Araneae; Theridiidae. The record is from RefSeq and is a predicted model, not a curated record. Gene Ontology annotation, molecular function: GTPase activator activity. Gene Ontology annotation, cellular component: cytoplasm.
AAUCAAUACCAAUGGAACUUAUAUGGAUCAUAAAUGGAUAUCGCGUAGGCUAUAUAGAUCUAGCAGGCGAAUAUAGAUCUAGUUUUCUUAACCCAAUUUAUCACCCUUGAAAUAAUUUUUACUAUUUGCCGGGAUUUCAGCGAUAUAAUAAUUGUUUAUAAUAAUUUUAAUGAGAAUUACGUCAUGAUCUUGAACUUACAUAUAAAAUAUGUAAGACCGGAAGCUGUAAGAAGUUAAUGACAUCAAUUUUGGCUGCAGCGCAAUCGAGAAAUAGAACAAAAACAAAUAACAAAAUGGAAGAGAACACUAUAAAAUGUUUGUUAAGAAUGAUAUUACUUGUAAAUUUGUAAAAGUAUGUAAAUUAAAUUUAUAGAAACGUUGGAUUUUUGCUAUCUUUCUAUUCUUCGAUUGUCAAAUUGACAUUAUGUAGAAUUAUCGAGGUUUAUCUUUCAAAAUGGAUGAAAGUGAUUCUGAUAUUAGAUCUAGAAGAACUGAACGUAGACUAUCAGAAGGAUCAUCUCGAUCUUCAAGUAGUGACAGUGUCCCAGGAGAUCAUAGCUGUGAUUUUGAGCCUGCAUUAGAAUUUGACGACACUGAAUUAGUUCAUGCUGUUGAAGCAGAUAUGGACUUAGAUAAUGAUAAAGAAACAGUCAACACCGAUAGUGAUUUAUUAGAGUCUCCUAUGUCAGAUGGCCUAAUGGAAGAUAAUUUCGAAGAACUAUUAGGUACAACAGAUGCUUUCCCACCUGAUCUUGAUGAAGAUUAUAAAGAAAACAAUGACAAUAAAGUUGAAGAUGAAGAAGAAGAUGACUUUUCUGACAUCUCUAAAUAUGGUGUAAUUGAAGUGGCAGGUGAUGAUUCAUAUGGUCGUAAAGUUAUAGUAAUAUCAGCCUGUAAAUUGCCAUCAAACAAGGCUUUUAAUCAUGCUAGAUUUUUAAGAUACCUUAUGCACACAUUGGAUCAAUUUGUUGAAGCUGAUUACACACUUGUUUAUUUUCACUAUGGAUUAAACAGCAAAAAUAAAUUACCACUGAGUUGGUUGUGGGAUGCCUAUAAAGCUUUUGACAGAAAGUAUAAGAAGAAUUUAAAAGCUUUGUAUCUAGUCCACCCCACAAAUUUCAUUCGCUUUGUGUGGAGACUCUUUAAGCCUGUAAUUAGUGCUAAAUUUGGAAAGAAAGUGAUGUAUGUGAAUUAUCUUCAUGAGUUAAAACAACAUUUGCAUUUUGAUCAACUUGCCAUUCCAAAACCAGUGUUAGAGCAUGACAAAAAACUUGUAGCUGCCACUAAAAAUUCCAAAUUAUCAUCCUCUAGUUCGUUUCAUACAAAUUUGCCAUCUUUUGAAACUCAACAAUUCAGAGUGCCACUGUCUUAUAUUAAAGAACACAGCAAAGGUGAUACCAUUCCCCGUGUAAUGAGAGAUUGUAUAGAAUAUUUAGAUAAUGAUAAUGCUCUGGAGACUGAAGGAAUAUUCAGACGUUCAGCCAACACAAAAAUUGUUCAAGAAGUUCAGAGUCUAUUUGAUGAAGGUAAACCUGUAAAUUUUGAUGAUUAUGGAGAUAUCCAUGUUCCUGCUGUGAUAUUAAAGACUUUCUUGAGAGAAUUAGAAGAGCCUAUUCUAACAUUUGAACUAUACGAGGAAAUUAUGACUUUUCAAGAAUUAACUUCAAUUGAAAAAUUACCUGUUGCCAAAUCCCUCAUUUUGCACAGACUUCCUGAGGACAACUAUGAAGUGUUAUGUUAUCUGUUUGAGUUUCUAGCAAAGGUCAUUGAUCGCAGUGAUUUAAACAAAAUGACAGCAUCCAAUCUUGCUAUUGUCUUUGGACCUAAUUUGUUGUGGGCCCGGAACAAACAAGCAUCCCUCUUCUCCAUCACGAAAAUAAACCACUUCACAGAGUUCCUCCUUAAGUAUAAUGACUUAAUUUUUUCAAAAUGAUCACUUUGAAGUGUUUUUAAUACAGAGGUAUUAAUAUGAAAUGAAGUAUAUUAUUAAAAGGUGCUAUGAAAUUUAACUGGGACUUGAUUCAACUCUGUGUCUGAUAUUUAACACUUGUUUGUGUUUCCAACCAUGCAUUUCAAUUAUAGUUGUAAGUCUUGAUGGUUCUAGGAUUGCUCUUUUUACUGCUUCUGAUACAGAAGUAUCAGUUACAAAAUAUGCAGUGCAUUCACAGAUUUUAAAAGUCAUUGUCUAUGGAAAUGACUUUUGCUCAAGGUGUAUUCAGUGGCAAUUGGUUUCUGUGUAUAAUAAAUUCUAGUGUAUGUGUGUUUUAUGCAUAUCAUUAAUUUAAGAAUACCCAACUAUUAACCUAUAGGUAUUUUUGUAUGUAUGUGUGAAAAAGAGUUAUUCAUAAUGUUGCUGUAACUACUAGUGGUUUUGUAAAUAUGAAAAUGAAAAAUUUACUGUUUAAACUUAGUGUAAAAAGAAUAUUCAGAAUUUGUAGAUAUGUUAUCAAUAAGAAUAUAAAUUUCUUAUAAUAAAAUGUUUUUCAUAUGUGUUUCGACAAAUUUAGUAAGAUUAUGCAUUUCAGGGUUUUAAGUUGAGGUCUAAGAAAAAAAUGAGUAGUCCUUUUCAAGUUAAAUUCUCCAACAUAAUUUUUAAUUAUGCAAAAUACUUAGUGAUUAUUGCAAUUAAUAGUUUUAUGAAUUUCUAGUGAUGAUUAGGUCAAUUUAAAAGAAAAAAUUAUUUUUUAAUUGAAAAUUAGUAAAAAAUUAACAUUUAAUAACUUAUAGUAAGUUUUUUGGAAUAUUACUGACAAAAGUUAUUAAGUAUAACUUUUCCAAGCUUUUGACUACAAUUAAAGCAUAUAUUUAAAAAAAAAAAAAUUUUUUUAAAAAUAGUUUUAUGUUUUUUAAUUAAAAUAUUUAUAGUUUACUAAACUAAUUUUUUUCAUUUAUGUUGAUAAUUAGAUAAAAUGUAUGCCUCAGAAAAUUACUGAUUUGUGAUUACAAAGAACAAUAUUUUGAUAAAAUAAUUUUUCCUAAAAAUUACUUAAUCAAAAUGUUAUUAUUUAUCAAAAUGUUUUUUUUAUUAGAAAAUAAUAUCUAACUAGAAAUUAUUCUAUCGUUUUUAAUGAAAGUUAUUAUUCAUACAUUUCCUUUUCAAUUAUAACAUUUUCUUCUUUUUAACUAAACUGUGAAACACUGCAAUUAUCUUGCAAAUUAAAAUUUUUUCUAAGAUGGAAUAAAAAGCAACAAAAGCUUUUAAUGCAUUAGAUUUUAGAAGUAUUAAACUGUAUCUUUUUUUUAGAACACUUGUAUGUGAUUUAAAAUUAUUUCAUUUUGUUAAACACUUAUCUUAGCCUAUCAUACUUUUACUAAGAGAAUAAGUUUAUUAUUAUUGUUUUAUAUUGAAAUAAAUUAAAUUUUUGGUGUGAUUAAAAUUCAAACAAAUAGUUGUGAAUUUUUAAGUAAAAGAUUUUUUGCAUCAUUUUAGAAUUAUUAUUAUUAUUUUUUAAAUUUAAAGAAAUAAAUGGCUUGGCAGGCCAUUAAAUCGAGAGACUUAAUUUCCAAAAAAUUUUAACUGAUAAUUCAACUUAAAAACUGUGAGAAAUAAUGAGUUUGUUUUUAUUAUUUAAAUGUGUUGUAAAUAAUUGUUAUAUUAUGCCUUUAAUUUAAGGGAAAAAAAAAGGAAUGAGUUAUUAGUUUUGAAAGUCUGAUCAAAGAGCGUAUGUGUAGUUUUGUUUUGUCUCAUUUAUGGUUUCCUCAAUUGUUUUGAAAUCUAGCAAAAAUUGAAAUUUUUUUUUAUGCAAUUAUGUUUAUGUACUCCAACAUUCUUUUUUGUUUAUCGUGAUGCUUUCAAAGUUUAGGCAGGUCUUUACCUUUUGCAAGUUUUGUUUAAUAUCAAUUGCAAAAUAAUACUCCGCUUUAGAAUGUUAGUUUAUUGUAUGUUAUAAAAUCAUUUAAUAUUUAAUUGAUAACUGUACUUUUCUUAUGAUGUGCAAAUCUCUACUAGUCAACUAAUAGGUUUUUGGUUUUUUUUUUAAAAGUAUUUUAAAUAAAAAUAUUAUGCUCUUUGUGUUUACAUAAUAGUUUCAUGAUUGUGCUAUUGCUCUUGAACAACUUAUUUUUAUUUAUUUUUUUAUAGAAUUAUAUUCCCGGUGUAUUCUGUUUUUAUGUUUCAGUUUCUUUAUUAGAUUUUAUUAAUACUUUGACUAUCUAUAAGUUUUGACAAAGUCAUUCAAGCAAAAAGUUGGUAAUCAGCAUUGAGUUUUCAAAAGAAUUAGCUUCCUUGAAAAAAAUAAUUAUGAGCUAAAAAUAUGCAUGGAUAUUAGACUAAUAAAACAUGUUUGUUGAAAUUUGAUAAGCUAUAUUAUCAAAUGAAAUAAUCAUUAAUUUUUUUAAUUAAUAUAUCUAUAAUUUGUGCACAAUUUUUAAAUUUAAACACCUUUAAUCUUUGUUAUGUCGUGUUUAAAGAUUCAACUUGUUGAAUUUUCGCCUAUUAUCUAUUCAUUCAUGUUAAAAGCUUUCAUUAAAUCUUUUUAUGUAGCUAACUUAAAAGAAACCUUUUGUCUCAUUCAGGCUUAUACAUUAUUUCCGCACUUAAAAUACUUUUUCUAAUGCUAAGAAAUGAAAGCACUUAAUAACAAGAAGUGAAUGUAUUAAACCUAAUUAUAUCUGUCUUAUUGUUCAAGAAUUUAAUAACUCUCGAGAUUUCUUAGUGUGUAAUUUAUUUAUAGCAUGUAUUUAUAAAUGUACAUGAAGUAAUGUGCUUUAAGGCGUUUUAUCGAUGUAUGAUACUUUUCAAUGUAGAUUUUACUUCUUAGACAAACUUUGAGUGAUUUUUAAACCCUUUAAAUAAAUGCGAAAAAAAUUUUAGAAACAAAAAAAAAUUUUAAUAUAAAGGAACGAGCUUGAAUAGAAAAUAUAAGAAAAAUCAUAUAUUACUAGUUUCAGAUUUUAAAAAUUCAGAGGAUUUAGCCUAUCUGUAUUGAUGUCUGUAUAUGGUUCAACCACCUUAAACAUAAUAUUUAAAUAAAAUAUUGCCAUUCCAUGUAUUUCAAACUCUUUCACAUUUAUGUUGUGUUUUAUUUUUCUAUUUCAGUGUGUGAAUUGUUUAUAAUGUUUAAAAACCUUUAUUGUAAAGUUGCAUACCUACCUCUUGCACAAUCGUUUAUUAUAUUAGAAUUAGUUUUAGUUAUAUGUAUCACUUAUGUAACAUGUACCUCUUCUGACGAAAAUUUAAUUUGCCUCAUCAUAUUGAUUUUUUUAAUAAGCAUUACAUAUUCUGGUUUAUGUUAUUAUGUUUUGUUUAUUAACUGGCAGUUCAAUGAUUCUGUUGUCAUAUCUUGCAGAUUUUGUAUUACAAUUUUUUUCUUGCAAUAUUAGUGACUGAAAUUCAUUACAUUGCUUAUUCGAUAUCGAGACUUUUGCCUUUUAUUUUUGUUCCCUGAUUUUGUACUAAAUUAUGAUAAAUAUUGUGAUAAUAUAUUUUUUUAUAACUUUUAGAAGGUCAAAAAAAAAAUUUUUUUUUUUUAAUGAAGUUUAUUAUUUACACACUCUGCAACUGUGUCGCAAGAGAAAAAUGACGUGUGGAUUGUGUUUCAAAAUGACUUUUUCUGGACAAUCUAUAAUUAAUAUUUCCUUUACUGUACUACAAAAUCAAAUCCAUUUGGUUUUAUUAUUCUAUCUUUUAAAAAAAAAAAUUUCUGUUGAUCACUUGAUUUUUUAAACAUUUUUUUUUCAGUUGAUCACUCGAUUUUUUUUAAAAAGAAAAAUUAUACUUUUAAUUAUUUUAAUAAAUUUAGCAAUAAAAUAAAACUCCCUAAGAUUAACUUUUUAUGUCAUUCAUAAGUAUUUUAUUCAUAGGAAUUGCAAUAGUUUAUUUUUUUAAAUCUUUGGAAAGGUUAUUGUCUUAAAUAAUUAUUUAAUCUCAUAACUGUAUAUUUAAAAUUCUUCAUUAGGUAGUGACAAGCAAUAUUUUUCACACAGUAGUUAAUAUUACUUUAUGUGGAGGCAAUUUAAAAAUAUUAGUCUGAAGAGGUACUUGAUUUGAGCCAUUCUCUGUGCCCUGUGUUUUCUUGUGAUCUGAUUGUUUGAAAUAUACAAGAGCUUUUGUGAUAAGUUGGAAUUAUAUACUUAAGUUUAUUUUGUAUAAAUAUUUAAGUAAUUCUAUUUUAUUUUUGUACCUACUUAGUAACCAGUAUAUUAUACUUUACAUGCAAUGAUCAAUAUUUAAAGGUAUAUAAAUUUUAUUUCUUAAAAAAUAUGUGCAAAAUUAUAUCUCAUUAUUUAGAAGAGCUUUAUAUGUUAUUUAAAAAUAUACUUUUUGAAAUGUACUACCCACUGAAAUUUUAACCCUCACAAUAUUAAAAAUGGAGCAAAAUUUCUCCAUGAAUGAACAUGUUCAAAUAGAUUGUAGAAACAAUAAGCGAUGCUCCUCAACACUGGAGGGGUAAUAUAUAUAUUUUGUUAUUUGUUUUAUCAGUUGUUCUUGAAUUGAAAACUUACAACCCAUAAUUUCCUUUGGAAUUCUCAUAAAAAAUAAAGUCAAAAAAGUAUCCUUUUAAAAAGGUGCAGAUAUAUAUUUAAGCUAUUAGAGAACAAAAAUGCUAUUGAAAUCUGUCAAAUCACAAGUGAAAAAUGAGUGAUGAAAAGCACUGAAACCAGUUUGAUUGACCUUUGAUACUCGAAUGUGCUUUUAAUUAUUGCAUAAUUACUAAUCUUAGUUUCUUCUGGUAGAAAAACAGGUUGAUUUUUCCUUUGCUUAAAUAUUCAUUUGCUACUUCUAACUUCUAUACUUUUUUGACAAGUAUCCACUAUAUUAAAAAAAUCUACAGAAAAGAAUAUAUUAGGUAAUUUAAAUAUUUUAUUUCUGUUUUUUUAAUACUAAAAUUGGAAAUAGUUGAUAAGUUAUUGUAGCGGUAGUAUAACAUGAUGUUACAAAAUUUAUUAUAUUUUAUUUAGAUAGAUAGAAUGUAAAAUGCAUUUUUUUUUAAUAGUUUUUAUUAUAAGGAUCAUAUUCAAAUGGGUAAUACAUUAACAUUUGUUUAUAUUGGUUAAAUUAAAUUAUUCAGCUAAUUACUUUAUGCUACAACUGGCUGGUUUUAUCUUUAAUUAUCAUGUUAAGAACAACUGAAUGGUAAUAAUGUUGCAUCAAAAUUUCUUCUAAGUUAUAAAGUGAAAUAUAUUUGCCAUACUUUUUAGUUUGAGCUUGUGCAAAAAGAGAAUUAUCUGUAUAUUAUUUUUUUAUGUUUUGAGUUUUGAAUCUCAGAGAUUUAAUUGAUAUUUUGUUGAAAAGUAAAAAUUUAUUUCUGUAAUUAUAUUUAUUACUGUCAUUAGUUGUUUUUUUGUGGAGAGAAUAAUUUUUAGUUUUGAGAGUUAAACAUCACUAAUUUCAUAUUAUUUACUACUUAUACUGUAUUUUUGAAAUGGCUUUAUAAUAUGAUGGUUAGUCAUUAUUUAUACUUGCCAUGAUUUCUCAUACCCGCUUUAAUAAACAAGUUUAAGUAUAUGGGGGCACAACCUUCUUUGCAGGAAGAUGAUAGGAAUAAAAUAACUGAGCUUUCAUAGUCCGAGAUCAGUUUUUAUGUAUUUCAAUUAAGAACUUAAUUAAUAACUUCUGUCAAAUAAGACUUUAUUAACUUCUGUGUAAUAAGAACAAUAUGGAUUGAUCUGAAAAAUUAAAACACAGAAUACAACAAAUUAUGUUUAUUUAAAGGUAUGUAUAUAAUAUUUUUGAAGUAAAAAUAAAAUUAGCAAUUUGGCCCACUGUGUUACUUGAAUAUAUUUAUCGUAAAAUAUUUGCCUUUAAUAGCAAUAUGCAAAAAUAAUUUUAUUUUUUGUAGUUCAUAAAUUACUUAUAUUUUUAAAUAAAUCUUUGAACUACUAUAUUUUAAGUUAUGUCUUUUAUUAAAACAUUCAAAAGACAGUGAUAUGGCCUUAAAGACAAAAUAUUUAUGCCCUUUUAAAAAAUUAAAUUGAAUCGACAAAAAAUUCUAAAUAAAAAAAAAUUCAAGUUUUAUAAUUUCUUCUUUUGGCUAGAUGAUGGGGCUGCAAAUUAACCAUUCAUCUGACCUCCAGGCUAUAAUUUGUGCACCCUUAUUGUAGUAUGUUCAUAAAACUGUGUUAUACCUAGUUAAAGUCUCAUUUCACAUUUUAAUUUAGAAAAUUAUUUUUUUCUUACAAAAUUAUUCCCCCCCCCCAUUUAAUUGGAAUUUAUAAUUUUAUUAUUAAUAGAAUAAUCAUUGGAAUUUACUGCUAUUGGGAAUUUUUUUUUUUUUUUAAGUUCUCAAAGCUUUUCAAUGUAUUAAAAGUUUAUGAAUCUUCAAAAUUCUCUUUAUCGUUAAAAUGAGUAAAAAUCAAAAUAGUAAUAAUUUUAAUUUCUCCCUUUUUUUUAACAUGGCAAGUAUAAUUUAUAUAAAAUAUUCUAUAAUGUAAAUAUUUUAACUAUACAAGAUUUUGAAACAUAUUUGUCAAGAUGUUUAGUUUGUACUUUCAUAUUCAGAAUACUUUUUCUCCUGUACUAGUCUUUAAAAACCCAAUUGAAGUCAUCUAGUGUGAAGCACCAGAAUUUUAAAAACAAAAAACAUUGCAACUUUAUUGAAGUUUUAACUUUAUAGAAUGUUAAGAAACUUUUAAGGAGUGGUAUUUGUUGUAAAUUAGUCCUCUUUAACUGCAGUAAAAGUUUGACAUUCUUAAAAAGCA